Molecule: messenger RNA, 4764 nt
Organism: Equus caballus (horse)
Lineage: Eukaryota; Metazoa; Chordata; Mammalia; Perissodactyla; Equidae
Source: RefSeq, a predicted model, not a curated record
UUUUUUUUUUUUUUGCUGCUGCUGGUGUCUGGAGCGUCUCCGCGUUUUAAUCCCAAGAGGUACCUGAGGUGAUUUUGGUUGGUCGCGAUUAGGGAUUCUGUGGGGUCAGUGACGGAGGGGUUGUCCGUGGAGUCAUGAUGAUGGUUUCGAGGUUCAGUGACGGGGGAGGUCUGUGGCGUCCGUUGAUGAGUUUUGGGAGGUUGGUGAUAGGGGCCUCUGGGCAGUGGGGAUCUUUGGGGUGAGUCACUGGGAUUUGUGGGUUCAGUGGUGGGAGUCAGGUCAGUGACAGGGCCUGUGGCGUCAGCUCUGGGCAUCUGUGGGGUCUGUGAUGAGUUUACUUUCUAAACAUUCACAAUUUUGGUGCAUAGCAUUUUCUUUAUUGUUCAAAUCUCAGUGUUUUGGGUAUUUUAAAAAUUUCAGUUAUUUUUUCUUUGACCCAUGAAGUACAUUCUCUUUCACAUAAUGCCUGUGGGUAAUGCUCGAGUUUAAGAAUUUUUUUAUGGCCUAGUUCAUGGUCAGUUUUCAUAAAUGUCACCUCUAGUACAUAAAAACGGUGUGUAUUCUCUAUUAAUUGUAUUGUUUCAUAUUAUAUUAAGCAGAUUUUUGUCUGCUUAAUUAAUUACAGAGAAAGGUACGCUCACACUGGGCAGGUGAUUUGUCCACUUGUCCUUCCUUCUGUCUGUUUCUGCUUUAUGUAUUUGAAACGAUUAUUAGGAACAGCUAUGUGUAUUUUUAGUAAUAGCUAUGACUAAAUAACUCAAAAGAUGUUAUAGCAAUUCAAGCUCCCACCCACAAUCUGUACAAGAGCUCAUUUCCCCAAAUGCUUUCCAGCACGGGAUUCUUUUUGUUAAGUUUCUGCAGUAUUGAGGGAGAAUUACAUCUCAUUGCUCUGAUGCAUUUUCCUGUUAGUAAAGUUGGCAUUGUUCUGGUUAAUUGCCAUUUAAAUGUCCUUUCCUGUGAAUUUUUAUAUCCUUUGUCUGUUUUUUUUCUGAGCUUUUUCUUUUUUUUUGAUUGCUAGAUGUUUUUUUCUUUUAAAUAUUAGGGAUAGCCUAUCAUCACAUAUUGAAAAGUUUUUGUCUGUAUCUUCGUUUUGAUUUAUAAGGUGUAUUUUAACAUGUAAUUAAGAAACAUCAUAUAAUCAGAAAUAUUUGUUUGUUCUCUUAUAAUUUCUGGGUUUUCUCUCAGGUGAAUAAAGUCCCUCCUACCCCACUACAACAUUGUACAAACAUAUACUCCUAAAAUUUAUUUUAAUAUUCUUUGUGUUUUUUAAAGUACAUAUACUUAAAAUAUCUGGUCCUGCUGGAAUUCGGUCUAACGUACAGUGUGUGACGGGGAUCUGGUGUGUUUUGUUCCAGGCGGAUGGCCAAUUAUGUCAGCGGCAUUGACACAAUGAAUGUCUUGUUCACACUUAAUUGUUCCUUGGUGUCUCUGGGGAGCCCCUGGGCCAGAUCUUCCUCCGCACUCCAGCCUACCUCUACCCCAGCAGCCCUGCUUGAGUUCACAGAUGCCCAUCAAGCUUUAGGCUCUUGAGAGAAUAAAGGUUGAGACCCGACAUGACCAUGCCAGCUAAUUGGACCUCUCCCCAGAAAUCCCUGGUCCUGGCUCCUGAGGAACGUGGCAGCUCAUGUGAGGGAUCAGUGUCCUUCAAGGACGUGGCUGUAGAUUUCAGCAGAGAGGAGUGGCAGCAUCUAGACCUUGCUCAAAGAAACCUGUACCGAGAUGUGAUGCUGGAGACAUACAGCCACCUGCUCUCAGUAGGGUAUCAAGUUCCUGAACCAGAGGUUUUCAUGUUGGAGCAGGGGAAGGAGCCAUGGGCACUGCAGGGUGAGAGCCAGCAUCAGAGCUGUCCAGAAGAAUUGUGGCAGAUUGGUGACGAGGUAAAGAGCUGUCAGCCAAGAGAAAACAAAUCUUUAAGAGAUGUUGCUUUCAUCGAGAAAAUAUUGACUACAGAGAGAGAUUAUGAAUAUAAGAACAUUAGGAAAAUAAUUCAUGUAAACCGAAACAUUUCUUCCCUAAGACGACCCCAUCAGUGUGACUCAUUUGGGAAUGCUUUGAAGCAUAAUUUAGAUUUACACAGUCAUAAUAGAAACAGCGCAUCAAAGAACAUUAAUAAGAUUACCGAAUAUGGUAAAAUUUCUUCCUGUACUGACCAUGAGUGUACUCCAGCAGGAGAGAAAUUAUGGGACCAUAAUCAAUAUGGAAAAAUCCUCAGCUAUAAACACGCACCCUCUCAACAUCAGAAAAUUCAUACUGGGGAGAAAUCUUACGAAUGUGCUGAAUUUGGAAAGAUCUUCACCCAGAAGCCACAACUCAAGGUACACCUGAAAGUUCAUACAGGAGAAAAACUCUAUGUAUGUAUUGACUGUGGGAAGGCUUUUGUACAGAAGCCAGAAUUCAUUACACAUCAGAGAACCCACACUAGAGAGAAGCCCUAUAAGUGCAGUGAAUGUGGAAAAGCUUUUUUCCAAGUAUCUUCUCUUUUCAGGCAUCAGAGAAUUCAUACUGGAGAAAAACUCUAUGAAUGCAGUGAAUGUGGGAAAGGCUUCUCUUAUAACUCAGAUCUCAGUAUACAUCAGAAAAUUCAUACGGGAGAGAGACAUCAUGAAUGCACUGAUUGUGGCAAAGCAUUCACACAAAAGUCCACACUCAGGAUGCAUCAGAAAAUUCAUACAGGUGAGAGAUCCUAUAUAUGUAUUGAAUGUGGCCAGGCCUUCAUCCAGAAGACACACUUGAUUGCACAUCGAAGAAUUCAUACUGGAGAAAAACCAUAUGAAUGCAAUAACUGUGGGAAGUCCUUCAUUUCCAAGUCACAACUCCAGGUGCAUCAACGAGUUCACACAAGAAUGAAACCCUUUAUAUGCACCGAAUAUGGGAAAGUCUUCAGUGGUAGCUCCAACCUCAUUACACAUAAGAAAGUUCAAAUUAGAGAGAAAUCUUCUGUUUGUACUGAAUGUGGUAAGGCCUUUACCUAUAGGUCAGAGUUGAUUAUACAUCAGAGAAUUCACACUGGAGAAAAACCUUAUGAAUGCAGCAAUUGUGGAAAAGCCUUCACUCAGAAGUCAGCACUCACAGUGCAUCAGAGAAUUCAUACAGGAGAAAAAUCAUAUGUAUGCCUGAAAUGUGGGCUAGCCUUCAUCCAAAAGGCACACUUGAUUGCACAUCAAAUAAUUCAUACGGGAGAGAAACCUUAUAAAUGUAGUCACUGUGGGAAAUCCUUUACUUCCAAGUCACAACUGCACGUGCAUAAACGAAUUCAUACAGGAGAGAAACCCUAUAUGUGCACUAAAUGUGGGAAAGCAUUCACCAACAGGUCAAAUCUCAUUACACAUCAGAAAACUCAUACAGGAGAAAAAUCCUAUAUAUGUCCUAAAUGUGGCAAGGCCUUCACACAAAGGUCAGACUUGAUUACACAUCAGAGAAUUCAUACUGGAGAGAAACCUUAUGAAUGCAGUACCUGUGGAAAAGCCUUCACCCAGAAGUCACAUCUCAAUAUACACCAGAAAAUUCACACUGGAGAGAGACAGUAUGAAUGCCAUGAAUGUGGGAAAGCUUUCAACCAGAAAUCAAUACUCAUUGUGCAUCAGAAAAUUCAUACAGGAGAGAAACCCUAUGUUUGCACUGAGUGUGGAAGAGCCUUCAUCCGGAAGUCAAACUUCAUUACUCAUCAGAGAAUUCAUACUGGAGAAAAACCUUAUGAAUGCAGUGAUUGUGGGAAAUCCUUCACCUCCAAAUCUCAGCUCCUGGUGCAUCAACCAAUUCACACAGGAGAAAAACCGUAUGUGUGUGCUGUGUGUGGGAAAGCCUUUAGUGGCAGGUCAAAUCUCAGUAAACACCAAAAAACUCACACUGGAGAAAAGCCCUACAUCUGUUCUGAAUGUGGGAAGACCUUCAGACAGAAGUCAGAGUUGAUUAUACAUCAUAGAAUUCAUACUGGAGAGAAGCCUUAUGAAUGCAGUGACUGUGGCAAAUCUUUUACUAAGAAAUCACAGCUCCAAGUGCAUCAACGAAUUCACACAGGAGAGAAGCCUUAUGUGUGUGCUGAGUGUGGGAAGGCCUUCACUGACAGGUCAAAUUUGAAUAAACACCAGACAACACACACUGGAGACAAACCCUACAAGUGUGUGGUCUGUGGGAAAGGCUUUGUUCAGAAGUCAGUGCUCAAUGUGCACCAGAGUAUUCACACUUGAGAGAAACAGUAGAAAAAAACCUCAGUGAGAGCAGGUCUGAUUGUACAUUAUUGAAUUCAUGCAGCAAAAUAAUAUAUAUGUUAUUGUAAGUAGAAAUGCCCAUCAGAAUGUUGCAUAUUACAGAAGAGGACCACUGAGAGGGCCCUGAAUGAGGGAUGCUCUUCUCACAUUGUCACCGGCCUUAUUAAACCUUGGGGCAUUCAUACUGAGAAGGAACUUCGUCUGUUUGAUAUGUUCGAAGAAGCCUUCUCAUGAAAAAUACAAUGGAACACUGUUACCAAAUUCGGCAUAGGACAGAUUAUGUUACAUCAUGUUAAUGAUAAUCCUGUUUACUGUGGGAUAGGAAAAGUCCAACAAGUUGAAUGGUAGGACAACAUAAUAUAUACGAUAGUGACAAACCCUAAGUUCUGUGAGAUAUUUGUUGCAGAAAACAUUGUCUAACAGAAGUUGGGGUAUUUUUUCUUUUUUUUUUUUCUUGACUCUAACAUGGUUGUGCAUAUCCAAUCCCCCAUCAAUUAUUUCCAUCAAGAAAGAGAUACCACAAUAAAAAACAGCUCUUUAUGUGUGCAGACACAAA